AUGAAGCGGCAGAGAGGUGUGACUGUGAACGGUGUUGUCAGGCCCAUGAACAAUCCUCCCAAUGUUGAUGAUGUGGCGGCAAUGGGGAAGAAGAAAGUGAAGAAAGAGGUUGAGCAGAAGGUGGGGAAGAGUGUGUUGCAGGAAGAGGAGAGAAAGGAAGGCACCAGAGACAUGGUUGGUGGGUUAUUGCAGCAGCAAGGAGCAAGAGACGGUGGCAUGAUGGGUUGGAAUUGGGAGGAGAAUAAUCAGAACAUCCCUUGGUUGAGAGGUGUGGUGGAUGAGCAAAUGUCAUGGGGUUCCACUUGGGUCCCUGCUUGGGACAUGGACUUCUUGGGGGGUGAUGCUUUCACUGACCUGUACAAUGAUGUUGUUUGGGAUGAUGAUAUCUGGAAUCUCAACAACCAAAUUCCAAUUCCCCUUGAUAGAAAGAGGUUUAAUUGGGGGUAG
Messenger RNA from Sphenostylis stenocarpa, 447 nucleotides. Lineage: Eukaryota; Viridiplantae; Streptophyta; Magnoliopsida; Fabales; Fabaceae. The record is from the annotation of a GenBank genome assembly.